ACGUCUUUGUCAUUUCUCAAGGAUCCUCUCAUCCGCUUGUUUCCCUACUGGUCUUCCAUUUUGUGUUCUCUCUCAUACACUGUUUUCCUCCCACUCCUCUCCACAUCCUUCUUCCCCUUUUUAUACCAUACUGGUUUUCUGAGAGGCUUCAUCCUGGCCGGCAAUAUUCCAGCCAAGGGGGAAGAGGACUUCCUGACGCUGGCCGCUUCACGGCUCAGCCGCAGGAAACGCGUAAUGGGAGCUGCUGUAGGUGUGGCCAUGGUUCUAAUACUGUUGGUGGCCAUUCCCCUGCUGGUCCACAGAACCAAAGGGGGCAACACCGAAAAUACAGGAAGCCAUUAUGAAAUGCUUGGAAGCUGCAGGAUGGUAUGUGACCCCUAUGCUACGUCUCAGCCUGGCCAAGAGUUGACAGCUGUGUCUCCACCGCCCAAGGAUUACUCUGGGAAGAAGCUAAAGUCUGGGCUUCGUGGGCCUCCAGGAAUCCCUGGCCCUCAAGGAGCACGUGGAUCCCCUGGAGAGCCAGGCAAACCAGGGCCACAGGGGCCCCCAGGUCCAGGUCCUGGUGGCUAUUCUCCCUCACUCUACACUCCCAAAAUCGCUUUUUACGCAGGGCUACGCAAGCAGCACGAGGGGAGUGAAAUACUGAAGUUUGAUGACGUGGUGACCAACGUAGGUAACUACUAUGAGCCCAGCACCGGCAAGUUUACCUGUCCUCUACCUGGCAUCUACUUCUUCACCUACCAUGUUCUAAUGAGAGGUGGUGAUGGGACCAGCAUGUGGGCAGACCUGAAGAAGAACGGACUGGUAAGAGCCAGCGCCAUCGCUCAGGACGCUGAUCAGAAUUACGACUACGCCUCCAACAGUGUGAUCCUGCAUUUGGACGUGGGUGAUGAGGUGUGUGUGCAGCUGGAUGGAGGCAAGGUCCACGGAGGGAACACAAACAAGUACAGCACCUUCUCCGGCUUCCUCAUCUACCCAGACUGAAUCCUUGCGGAGAAUGGACACCAACACACACAUAGACGUAAUUACACUUACAUGUACGCAAAAUCAAAGCACAUAUACAGACAUGCACGCACACGCACACACCACACACAGACAUCCUGAGAUUACAACAGACGAAAGAACCGUGGAUUGAGUGAAAAUCUAAGAUAAAUGGGAUUAAGCCGAGUUGUGUGAUUUGAGCCAGUCAUCAUGAGCAACUGCAAUUAUUUGGUGCAAAUAUGAAUAACAGAAGAUGUACAGUUUAGGUGCAAAUAACAAUUGCACAUUGCGGCUCUGGAAUAUUUAAAAUACCUAAAUGUGUUCCAUAUUAACUGAGAUUGUGCAAACCAGAAUAUAACAAACACCAUCUAAUUGUUUUUUUUUUAUGCAAUAAUGGUGUUGAGGGUGCCAUUAAUAAAGAUGACUAAGCUGAGACAAAUGCACCAACUGUAUUUCAGUCUUUACCUUUUACAUUUCUGCUCUCCAGUCCAAUGACCUCUGAUCGAAUGGCCGGCAUAUAUUUUGCAACUCAUCAUUGUUAAAAUAUUCUUCCCUGAAGUGAAUAACACCAGUUGAAAUGUAAUCCCUGUUGUGAUUCACCCUGCAAUGGGGCCGUAUUAAAUCAAAUGAGGCCAUCUGAAUAAACACAGAUGUACGACCUUUGGAAUCCUGUUUGCGUCAUGAUGCAGGAUAUCACGGCAAGAUAAAACAAAACAUAUUACAAGACAACACAGUUUAUGUAUGGCACUUGUGUGUGAUGAAGUUUUAAUUGCCAAGUUUAUUAUUGACAAUAGAGGGUAUGCACGUGACGUCACCUUCGGUGGAAGUCACUGCCGUAACGCCCACUGAGUGGCAAUGCUACAGACUGUCAAAAGUUUAAGAGAAGAGAAGCAAAUGGAUCGCUGCAAUUUGCAGAAACAACUGGAAUCCAGGAAGCUGUUGGUUUGCCCGUUUUUCGGUAGGAAAGUGACGUCAACGCAUACCCUCUAUAUUGUGUGUGUGUGUGUGUGUGUGUGUGGGGGGGGGGGGGGGUCAGUAUGUACGAGUGGAACUACAGAUACUGUAAUAUAAUGAAGAAUUGAAAAGUAAGAAAUGCAGUGUUUCACUUUCAUUAAAUGUUGUAUAAUACAUUACCGGCACGUUACUGUAAUUACACUGCCAUAUCUACUUAGUACUUUAUUUUUGAGAAACUCUGUCAAAGUAUCAUCAUGUGUAUAAACACAGUAAUCCUGGGAUGGCUAUCUGGUAUGUUGAAUAAGCUGAGUAGACAAUUGCUAUUAAAAUAUCUAUAGCUAACUUGUCUGUGUUCAUGCAUGUUGUUUGGGCGUGAAGG
Messenger RNA from Cottoperca gobio, 2314 nucleotides. It is a transcript of the gene c1ql4a, whose product is annotated as complement component 1, q subcomponent-like 4. The record is from RefSeq and is a predicted model, not a curated record. The transcript is spliced from 2 exons. Lineage: Eukaryota; Metazoa; Chordata; Actinopteri; Perciformes; Bovichtidae. Gene Ontology annotation, molecular function: protein binding. Bases 235 to 984 code for a protein of 249 amino acids.